UUGGCAUUUUUUUCUCUCUGAAAGUAUGACAAUUAUAUAAGGGCCUUUUCAGCGAGUUAUUCACUCCGCUACGUCUGAGCACAGGUUUACGUUCCCCCACACACACAACACUGACUGUGACCAUGGGUGAAAAAGUUGUUCUUACCUACUUCAAUGGCAGAGGGAGAAUGGAGGCGAUUCGCUGGCUUUUGGCAGUCGCAGGAGUUGAGUUCGAGGAGGUGCUCCUGACCACCAGGGAGCAGUAUGAGAAACUCCUCGCAGAUGGAGACCUCAUGUUUCAGCAGGUUCCACUGGUGGAGAUUGACAACAUGAAGCUGGUCCAGACCAAGGCGAUCAUGAAUUACAUCGCAGAGAAGUACAAUCUCAAUGGGAAAGAUCUCAAAAACCGUGCCAUGAUUAACAUGUACACAGAAGGAUUGAUGGAUCUCAUGGAGAUGAUUAUGACGUUGCCCUUUGUUCCCGAUCCAAAAGCGAAAGUGGACAAUAUUCAAACAAAAGCAAAAGAGCGCUUUCUCCCCGUGUUUGAAAAGGCUCUGUGUGGGCCCAUUUACCUAGUGGGAGGAGAACUAAGCCGUGCAGAUGUGCACCUACUUGAAUGCAGCCUGAUGCUGGAGGAGAAGCUUCCAGGCAUCCUCAGCGAGUUUCCCAACAUCAAGUCUUUUCAGGGCAGGAUGACACAGAAUCCUGCCAUCAAAAAGUUUCUGGAGCCAGGCAGCAAGAGGAAGCCACAGCCAGACGACGUCUAUGUGAAAACAGUGAGGGAGGUGCUACGGUUUUAACUUGCACUGUAAUUAACGAGCUCUGUAAAAGAUCUCCUCACAUGUUCAAGACCACUGUCAACAUGUAUGUCAACAUAUAACAUGUAGACUGAAUAAAAUAAAACAUUUUCA
Messenger RNA from Solea solea (common sole), 890 nucleotides. It is a transcript of the gene gsta.1, whose product is annotated as glutathione S-transferase, alpha tandem duplicate 1. The record is from RefSeq and is a predicted model, not a curated record. Lineage: Eukaryota; Metazoa; Chordata; Actinopteri; Pleuronectiformes; Soleidae. Gene Ontology annotation, biological process: glutathione metabolic process. Bases 123 to 779 code for a protein of 218 amino acids. Gene Ontology annotation, molecular function: glutathione transferase activity. The transcript has 7 exons.